AAAACAAACAAACAAACAAACAAAAAAAACCCAGAUAUUAUCAGUAGGGCCUCCUAGUGGUGUUGGUAGUUGCCAUUCUUGCAUGUUAUGAGUUUAAAUGCUGUAGAUCAGGGAUUCCUCGAGCGGGGUCCAUGCACCGCUGAGGGUUCAUAAGCUGCCACUAGGUGGUGCAACAACAUCCAGGCUUCGCCUAAAAUAGAACUCAUUAACUUUAAAGAUUCUACUAAUAGUUAAAUGUACUUUUUCAAUAGCUUUAUAAUGGCUUUCUUUAGAGUAAAAUGUAGUUGUCAUUAUUUGUGCCACAGAUAUUUAACACAUUUUUUAAAUAGAAAAACAGAGCAAUGAGAAUGUAACGUUCACAUUCUCUGAGACAUAAAGAACUACACAAAUGUUUCCUUAAAUCUCUCCACAGAUUUAACUGCAAAAAUGUCAGUAAAUGGAGAUUUUUGUGUUGAACUAAACAUUUUUCCUGUUUCUCAGACCUAUAUCUGUUAGAGAUAUGGUUUGUAUCACUUACUCAGUCUAUUUUAGUCUCUAUUUUAAAGGAUCUUACAGUGACGAGCCCGAGUAUCUCUGCGAGUCAUUACAGUUGAGGAAAUAAAUGUCCACUUUAUACAAGUUGGCGCUUGAAAUAAUGUUACGCAAUAACAAUGUUAAGCAGGGCAAGUGCUUCUUGUAACAUCAUUCUUUCACAUAAUUUUUUUUUCAGUUUGUUUGGGGCGCGGCCGUACUGCGACCCAGAGUUCACUCAAGUUAAAUGGACACAUGCGGCCUACUUUUCCUAAUCUUCUCAAACCUAUGUUAGGGAGAGAGAGGCAGACGGAGGGGGGAGGGGGAGCACAAAGGGGGCAAUGAGAGACGAUCCAUUUCUCCUUGCAGGUUUGUUAAUGCUGCUGUUCCUGUGCCAAUGCGCAAACACCCCACACUGUCGGAUGGGAUGGGACUCCCCCCGCCUCCCAAACCGAGGCUGCGCUCGGAGCGAUCAUGCGUUUGAAUGACGAGCGCGUCAUGCUCGUCUUCCUCCUCUCCUGCACAGUGCGAUCGGUGGCUCUGUGUUCCGCGAUCCCCCGGGAUACUGUACCGCCCUCCAUGGCUCUACUGUCGGCGUUUCGCACACACUGAAUGGCUGUCUGGAGCAGGAGCGGGGAAAAGUGCGGAGAGAGAGCGCUGCGUCGCCUCCUCUGAACCCGCCGCUCUCUUUACAUCAACUUCCCGGCCAGGGAGACCCUUCAGUGGUGUGCGAAGGCGCACCAUGGCCCAGACUCUUCAGAUGGCGAUCCCAAACUUCGGCAACAACAUUUUAGAGUGUCUGAAUGAGCAGCGACUUCAGGGCCUCUACUGUGAUGUGUCCGUGGUGGUCAAAGGUCAUACUUUUAAGGCUCACCGGGCUGUUCUGGCUGCCAGCAGUUCUUAUUUCCGGGACCUUUUCAGCAGUAACUGCAGCAAUGGUGUAGGUGGAUCCAACAAUGAGCCCAGCCCGACGGUUGUGGAGCUCCCACCUGCAGUCCAGCCCCAGAGCUUCCAGCAGAUUCUAGCUUUCUGCUACACAGGCCGUCUGAGCAUGACUGUGGGGGACCAGUUUCUUCUCAUGUACACUGCUGGCUUCCUGCAGAUUCAGCAGAUCAUGGAAAAAGGCACUGAAUUCUUCCUCAAGGUCUCCUCCCCGAGCUGCGACUCCCAGGGCCUUCAUACAGAGGAGGCUCCGCCCUCUGAGCCUCAAAGCCCCGUCACUCAGACCAAUAACAAUGCAACGCGACCUGUGUCCUGCCUAACCCCGCUGCCUUUGGUGUCGAGAGUUAAGGCAGAGCAGCCGGCCAGUCAGCCAGAAGCCGCCACUCCCUAUUCGGUGGUGUGCACCCCUGUGGCCAAGCGGCUGUGGGAGGGCAGCAGCAGCCGGGAUGGAGGUGGGGUGGGCUCAGUUGGAGGGGGGGGUGCUCGGAAAGCAGCUCGUUAUUCCCAGGAGGCAGUGCGUGGCAGUGCCAUCCAGAGCCCUGGGGGCCUCGGCCUGGCCGUGGGUAUGAGUGCCACAGCGACGGGCAUGGCGUCCGGUGGCGGGCUAAGUGGAAAUGCCAGCACAAAUGGAAACUCCACAGCAGGACUGGGCAUGUCAGAGGGCGCCAGCCCCGGCACCCUGAGUACCUACACUAGUGACUCACCCAUCAGCUACCAUGAUGAUGAGGAGGAAGAAGAGGGGACCGAUGAAUGUGCCGAAGAACAAUAUCGGCAAAUCUGUAACAUGUAUACCAUGUACAGUAUGCUCAACAUGGGAGCUGCAGCUGCUGGCGAGCGUGUGGAAGCUCUACCAGACCACACAGAGACGCGGGGUAGGAUGAGAGGCAGAGAUCUGACGUGUCUGCCCGCGGAGCUCAUCGCACAGAUAGGCAACCGCUGUCACCCUAAACUCUACGAGGAUGGAGACCCUGCUGAGAAACUAGAGUUAGUCUCAGGAACGUCUGUGUAUAUAUCACGAGCCCAGCUAAUGAACUGUCAUGUGAGCGCAGGGACCAGACACAAGGUGCUGCUGAGAAGACUGCUGGCUGCUUUUUUCGACAGGAACACUUUGGCCAAUAGCUGCGGCACUGGCAUACGGUCAUCCACCAACGACCCGAGCCGCAAGCCGCUGGACAAUAGAGUCCUGCAUGCAGUUAAAUUUUAUUGCCAGAACUUUGCCACCAGCUUCAAAGAGAGCGAGAUGAACGCCAUCGCUGCUGACAUGUGCACCAAUGCCCGGCGUGUGGUCCGCAAGAGCUGGAUCCCAAAGCUGAAGCUACUGAUGGCAGAGAGCGACGCUUAUUCCGCUUUCCUUCCUGACGGCGUCAAGACGGAGGAGGAUGCCCUGGGCGCUGAUCAGGCGUUCGACCCCGCCUCCCUGGAGGGAGCUGGCAGUACUGGUGGAGUGGAGUCGGGCGGCUCUUCAGGUGAAUCUCUACCAGGUGUUGGUGGAGACGGAGGACCAUUAUUUUAAACACUGUGUUGGGGGAAGUUUGAAAUGUGGUGACACACACGUACACACACACACACAUGUGCGCACACACACACACACACCAGUACACCCCAGUUCUGCUUGCCGCCUCACUCUUUAGCCCACACUGAUAUCUACCAUAUGACUGUCUAUGCUACAUGCUGGGGUUGGUUUUAACCUGACGUAUAAAAAGACUUUGGACAAAGGUGAGGAAUGAGAGAGAGAGAGUUGGCGUCACCCUAACCGAUCUCUGCCUCCCCCUUUGUGUGUUUUUGAAGUGUGUACAAACAGCCACUGUUGAUAAAUGAAUACAUUCCCUGACAUGCAGGCGUCUGGGGGAACUUUGGUGAAGCCUAGAGGAGGAGACGAGGGAGUGAUGAGCAAUAGAGGUGGCAAAAAAAUAUUGAAUGUAAGUGUCGACGUCAGUGUCGGCGUUCUCCAUCCCUGACUGACACCACGUGUUCCAGAGGACUGGGCUCCACUGACAAAGGAUUUGGAGUUAAAAAAACACGAACACUACUUGUUCUUCCUCCUCUCCCAUCUUCCACACGUCACCCUGCAAGUAUUCUUUACUCCACAUAACCUCCCUGCGGAUCGCCGAGUCCCAUCCAAGCGUUUCACUGUGCAGUGUCUUACACUAGUAGAUCUUCUCCUCCUGGUUUCCUCAUUUUUAGCACGUUUGUCUGUGAACUGAAACGUGAUCCAGAGACGAGGGAAAAGCUUUUUACCGAGAAGAUUGUAGAGACGUUUGAAUUGGCAGCAGGUAAUCAGAGAGGGUCAUGUUAUUUUUCAAAGACAAACUAUAUUUAUGUAUGAUAGCCCAUGCCUGGUAUGGUGUGAAGGACGUAGAGAGUGAAAAGGUUUGUUUUAAAAUCUGGAUCUUCAUGUUUUAAUGAACGAGGUCUUGUCAAACAAGGAGAUGUGAUUAUUUUUGCAAGAACGCACUCUCGUCAUUGGUCCCACGGUGGUGGAUUUUUUCUGUUUUGUUUUUUUUUCAUUUGUAAGCGCAGUGUGAUGGAAUGGGCAGUUGAACUGCUACUUUUGAAAACAUUUCAUCGUCUGUUUGCAUAAACGAGAUCGAAGGCUCGACCUGUUAGGUUUGGAACGAGCAGCGUUCACCUGCAGAAAUAGGAAGAAGGCUUUGUGGAUCUAACAGUUUAUUUUUUUAAUCAUACUAAUAUUAUUGAAACAGAAAAGGACUGCUGACAUUUUAUGGAAUAAUAGUGGAAUAGUAGAAUGUGCCUUUAAUUAAAAACGAUAUCAGUACCAGAAGCUUAGUGGAAGUCGUCACAUCAUAGAGAAGAGUUUGCCAGAGUCAGACAGGUUUUAUGGUACAUGCCAUGUGAGGCGUACUCUCCAUCUCCAUGUUUGGCCUGUGUUUAUACUGGUAUGUAGUUUAUUUACGUGUCUACUAUGCCACCUUAAGUGUGGAAACUCCGAACAGGUUGAGUUUCUUUGGAGUUAGAGCUAGGAUUUUUGCACCCUCCGUGAGAGGAGGUGCAGGUUCCCGCACCUUAAUGACAAGAACCAGUGGUUUGUGCACCUUUUUAGAAAUGAAAAAGAAAAUGUGUGUAGCAUUUGAAUCCCUUUAGGUGAAAUUUGUUUUUUUGUUUUUUUAUGUCCUUGUCUGCCCUGUGUUCCUCGCCUAGAAACGUGGCACAAAAGUCCUAUUGUAAAUAACCACCCAGACUGUUGAGUCGUGUCCCAAGUGUUGCUGGAUGUGUGAUCGUGACGUGUUGGAAAAAUCUCCCUGAGUGGAUGGUGACUUCCUGAAGGAAGAAUACGAGUAGAUUUGAAAGUUGUUUUUUUUUUAAUUCUGGUUAUAGGUUAAUUCAUGACUGAGGAGAAACAAAAAAAACUGACCGAGUGAUGUCUCUCUGAAAAAAGAUUCAUUUUUCUAGAGACUGACACGGUUCAAAGUAAAAAGUAACUGAAGUUGAAUCGAUUGAUCUGAUUUUGACCUUGUGAGGUAGAGCUCUCUCUACUUUAAUAUUAUUGUUAUUAUUUGUUUUGGAAUGAGUUCAUUAAGGUGCUUUGACAGGGAGCAUUGGGGAAAGAACAAAAAAAAAUGCAGUACUUGUAAGUAUAAUGACAAUAAAACCUCAAAUUUGCAUUUGACUGUAGAUGCCAAACAGGCACCGCCCCCUUACCUCCCCCACCUCUUACCUCCUGAGUAUGUUUGAAGACUGUUGUGCUUCCUGUCCUUCACGCAGCUGGUGUCGUGUUUCACUUCCACAAACGCAUCCAUGUGUGUGUUCCACAGAGAGCGCUUCUGCACGAAAACAAACAAAGAAAAUUCAUGUUUUUGUGACAUUUUCCAUGACUACAUUUCUUCGUGGCUCAUACUUUGUCGGUCAUCGUCAGUGAAGUGGUCUGCUUCGAUAUCACAUGACGUUACAGCUAAAAACCUCAGCCGGUUAAAACUUGAAUAUUUUCACACAACUGAAAGCCCCAGAACUCAUACCUCAGAGAUUGUAGUUUAAAUGCGGAGAGCACGGUCUUCCCAGGGCCGUCGGACUUAUGCAUACGGUUUUGUGACAUCGCUGAACAAUGGCGGUUUCUUUAUCAAGUAUAAUUUUAGUUGAACCGGGAAAGCCUCACUUUGAAUAAAUAUCUGUUUUGACUGAGGGUCAGGACGGGCGGCAUUUCAUUGGACGAGGUUGGAGACAGUUUAAAAAAUAACCAACACAUAUCACAAAUGACAACGGUUUUCACAUGAAGUGUCCAAAC
Messenger RNA from Cynoglossus semilaevis (tongue sole), 5692 nucleotides. RefSeq names its product nucleus accumbens associated 1, BEN and BTB (POZ) domain containing a (gene nacc1a). The record is from RefSeq and is a predicted model, not a curated record. The coding region runs from base 995 to 2965 and encodes 656 amino acids. Gene Ontology annotation, biological process: regulation of transcription by RNA polymerase II. Gene Ontology annotation, molecular function: RNA polymerase II cis-regulatory region sequence-specific DNA binding; protein binding; DNA-binding transcription factor activity, RNA polymerase II-specific. The transcript has 8 exons. NCBI's taxonomy places the organism in Eukaryota, Metazoa, Chordata, Actinopteri, Pleuronectiformes, Cynoglossidae.